Molecule: messenger RNA, 1847 nt
Organism: Polistes dominula (European paper wasp)
Lineage: Eukaryota; Metazoa; Arthropoda; Insecta; Hymenoptera; Vespidae
Product: Seryl-tRNA synthetase-like insect mitochondrial protein
Biological process (GO): seryl-tRNA aminoacylation
Molecular function (GO): serine-tRNA ligase activity; ATP binding
Source: RefSeq, a predicted model, not a curated record
GAGUUAUAAAUAUACAUUUUAAUUAUAAUGGCAACUAAAUUGUUAAUACAACGUAUUGUUAAUUUAAAUCAUGGUUUUAUAAAAAACGUUUGUUAUAAAUCAUCCAAAAAGUAUGUUUCAACGUUGCACGUUUCUGGUAGAAAUGCAAACAAAAUUUGCGUAUUUCUUUCGCCAUAUUUGGAUUUCGAUGAACGUUUUAACGACAUUGAUGGAUUGCAAAAAGAAAUAAAAUUACGUAAACUAAACAUGGAUCUAAUAGAAAUGAAAAAGUCAUGGGACUUUUAUAAAUCUAUUGAAACGAAGUAUUUAACUUUGGAGAAUAGAAAAAAAGAGAUGUCAAAGAUGUUAACAUCGUUAAUAAACAAAACGGAAAAGACUUCAAAUGACGAAGAAGAGUUAGUCAAAUUACGUUUACAAUUUAAAAUGAUCAUGCAAGAUAUGAAAACUAUCAAAGAAAUGUUAUGGGAUUUGGAUGAAACUGUAAUAGAAAAAUUAUUAAAAUUACCAAAUAAAUUGGAUGAUAGAACACCACCAUCAACAUCAAUGAUAUUACAAAACGUUGGCAAAUCACCAGCCAUAUUAUUGGACAAUAAUAAAAAGAGUCACAUCGAAAUUGGAGAAAAACUCGAUCUAAUUCAAUACAAAGAUCCGAUGAAUUAUUAUUUGUUAAAUGAUGCGGCCAUGUUUGAAUUUGAAUUAUUAAACUUUGCUGGAAAAAUGCUUAAUGAUAAUAACAUCAUGAGAAUAACAGGAUCAGAUUUGUGUCGUAGCGUUUUGGUAGAAGGUUCGGGUUUGAAUCAUGAGAAUCCUUUAGAUACAUUUAUAUUAGAAAAUGAUGACGAAUCUGUCAUGGAUAUAAGCAGCCAUAUGCAUUUGGUUGGUGGAACAAGUUUAUCAUCAAUGUUAGGUCUUCACGCUAAACAAUUAAUCAAAUUGGAUAAUUUACCAAUCAAAUAUUAUUCCGUUGGUAGACAAUAUACACCAGUAGUUUCUAAUGAAACAAUGUUAUCUGGUUUAUUUUCCGUUGGUCAAGCAUCAACCGUUAAUAUCUUCUUAAUAUUAAAAGAUUCAAUGGAGUGUACAAUUGAAUUCGACAAAAUAUUACAAAUUAUUAACAAUUUUUAUAAUAACAUUACAAAUCAUUACAGAGUUGUUAUGCGAUCAGCACCAGAAUUAUUAACGUGCGAACAAAUGAGAGUAUCCAUCGAAUUAUGGUCACCAUAUUUUGAACAAUACAUCGAAGUUGCUAAUCUUUCUUUACAUGGACAAUACUUUAGUAAAAGAUUAUUAAUAGGAUAUGAAACAACAGAUCAAGUUAAAGAAUUUGUUUCAAUAAUAUCUGGUACGAUGCUUUCCGUACCACGAAUAAUAGGAUGUUUGUUAGAAGAAAAUCCUGAUAAAUUUGUAAUACCUUCUAAGAUUCUUCAACAAUUAUCUGAUACAAUGAACACUGAUUAAUUCAAUUAAUAGAUAAUCAUGUUUUUUUUUUUUUUUUUCAUUAAUUCACACUUUUUACUUCUUAAUAUCUUACAAUUGUAAUUAAUACGAAAUAUCAUUUCAUUUUUAUUUUCCCCUGUGUUAUAUUACACGUCGAAGGGAAAUAAAUGAGAUGUUAUGUUCAUCAAAAUUGAAUUAACGUAUUAAUAAAGCUUAUGUAUUAAUAUAUAUAUAUAUAUAUAUAAAAUGGUAAUAUAUUUAUAAACGUUUUCAAUUAACCUUUGCUUACCACACUUGGUCCGAAAGAAUCCCCCCCAGACCUUUGUUUGCAACUUCAGUCAUUUUUCUCAAUUGUUCAACUUUGAUUAAUUUUUUAAACAUAUUUAAAUUUAAUUUAAAACUAUAAAACC